Lepisosteus oculatus (spotted gar) is the source of this 4542-nucleotide messenger RNA. RefSeq names its product cationic amino acid transporter 2. Gene Ontology annotation, molecular function: L-ornithine transmembrane transporter activity; L-lysine transmembrane transporter activity; L-arginine transmembrane transporter activity. Gene Ontology annotation, cellular component: plasma membrane. NCBI's taxonomy places the organism in Eukaryota, Metazoa, Chordata, Actinopteri, Semionotiformes, Lepisosteidae. The record is from RefSeq and is a predicted model, not a curated record. Gene Ontology annotation, biological process: L-arginine import across plasma membrane; L-ornithine transmembrane transport.
AUUGUAGUAAAAUAAUCUUGCAGCACUGGAGUAAACAGACGCAACCUAUUCACUUCAUUUGCUUUAUGAAGCCGUUUUACAUAGGAGGUUUGGUUUAUUAUAAAGAGAUGUGAAAGCAAACAGAAUACUACCGAUGACAUGGACUGUGAACACCUUUACUGUAGAGACAUCCAAGGGAAACAGAAGGAAUUGCAUCAACACCACAGAGCCCAGUACCUUCGGAUAGCAGGGCCUUAAAGGAGAUUCGGUUCUGGUUCUUUGUGUCACAUCUCCUUUCCCGCAUCUCGAGAACAGACCCCAGGAGGACAACAGAACCCCACUGUUCCCGGCGUGGAGACAUGGACACGAUGUCGUGCGACAAGGUCGCCGCGUUCCUGUGGAGCCUCUCCCGCAGGAAGCCCCUGGCCCCCGAAGGCGAGGCGUCCAACCUCCGGCGCUGCCUGACCACCAUCGACCUGGUGGCGCUGGGGGUGGGCAGCACCCUGGGGGCAGGGGUGUACGUUUUAUCUGGGGAGGUGGCCAGGGGCGUGUCCGGGCCCAGCAUCAUCAUCUCCUUCUUCAUCGCCGCGCUGGCCUCUGUCUUCGCGGGCCUGUGCUACGCGGAGUUCGGCUCCAGGGUCCCCAAGACGGGAUCCGCUUAUUUGUACAGCUAUGUGACAGUGGGCGAAGUGUGGGCUUUCAUCACGGGAUGGAAUUUAUUGCUCUCCUAUGUGAUAGGUACCUCGAGCGUGGCCCGAGCCUGGAGUGGCACGUUCGAUGACUUGAUUGGCAAUGUCAUUGCUAAUUUCUUUUACAAGUAUGCAGCCAUGGACCUGCCAGGCCUGGCCUCCUACCCAGACUUCUUUGCAGCCGGUCUCAUCAUGCUGCUGGCAGGUCUCCUUGCAUUUGGAGUGAAAGAGUCAACAACUGUUAAUAAGAUCUUCACGGGCAUUAACAUUUUAGUGCUACUGUUUGUAAUCAUUACUGGGUGCAUUAAAGGACGUCUUAAGAACUGGUACAUCAGUGAAGCAACUAUUCUGAAUGAGACUCUGCAGGCUGAAAACCUGUCUUCAGCUGUCAAUGUGACCAGUGAGUUUGGGGUUGGGGGAUUUUUCCCUUAUGGUUUUCAAGGAACACUAGCAGGUGCUGCUACUUGUUUCUAUGCUUUUGUUGGAUUUGACUGCAUUGCAACUACAGGAGAAGAAGUGAAGAAUCCCCAAAAGUCUAUUCCUCUGGGAAUUGUCUCCUCCCUGUUGAUCUGCUUCCUGGCCUAUUUUGGUGUCUCUGCUGCACUGACACUCAUGAUGCCUUACUAUCUUCUCAACAUCCACAGCCCUUUGCCUGUGGCCUUCAUGUAUGUGGGCUGGAGUGCUGCCAAAUAUGUAGUGGCUGUGGGCUCCCUUUGCGCCCUUUCCACCAGUCUUCUGGGCUCCAUGUUUCCCAUGCCCAGGGUCAUUUUUGCAAUGGCAAGGGAUGGACUACUUUUCCGAGUCCUGAGCAGAGUUAGCUCACGCCAGAGCCCCGUUGUGGCUACACUCUCUUCUGGAACUGUAGCAGCUAUCAUGGCCCUCUUAUUUGACCUGAAGGCGCUGGUAGACAUGAUGUCCAUUGGAACUCUAUUUGCUUAUACCCUCGUGGCUAUCUGCAUCCUUAUACUUCGGUACCAACCAGAUUCUUGUGAAGAUGAUUCCAGUGACCUCCAUAAACCACAGGGAGGUUCUAAGUUUGCUUUCUUAUGUCCUCCUUCAUAUGCAACAUCACGGACCUCGAACACCGUAUCAGCUUGCACAACAUUUAUAGUUCUCAUGGUGAUUCUACUGAGCGUGAUUAUGUCAAAAGCAAUAAAGCCCUUGCUACUCAAAGAAGUUUGGAGUCUCGUUUGUGUUGCCGUGAUUCUUCUGAUAAUUGCCAUUGCUGUCAUAAUCAUUUGGAGACAACCCCAGAGUAAAAUCAAAGCCUCUUUCAUGGUUCCUUUCCUGCCACUGCUUCCAGUCGUUAGUGUGUUUGUGAACAUUUACCUCAUGGUUCAGCUAGGACCAGCCACUUGGAUACGCUAUGCUGUCUGGAUGGCAGUGGGUUUCAUCAUCUACUUCUGUUAUGGUGUCCGUCACAGUGUGCAGAGGAAACGCCUCCUCAGUGCCAAACAACGAGUUGACAUUCACACUAUUGAUGCCAACUCGGAAGGCCAUGGAGUGAAAGGAGAGGGCUCUUGAGUCGAACUGAUUGAUGGAAAAUCGGGACACAAAAACCAGUGAUGCAAACGAAGAUGCAUCUGCAGAAUCUUCCCACUUUCAAAGAUAUUUCUAAAGCCUCCCACAGGAAAAACACUGAAUGGCACAGCAUGCACAGCUAAAGGAAACUGCAGUAUACUGUAAAUGAAGCAAAGUGAACAUUUGUAACCCAUGCUGUGCAUUCUGGUAUUUCUACUAGCAUAAAAAACAGGAUUUUACACAGCAUCAGGAGGGUUUUGAAGUUCAUAUUCAGAGAAAACAUAUAAUACAAAAAUAUAAUUCAAGUAGGCAGUAAAAGCAAAUAAUCAAACAGAGAAACGUAUGGAGUGUAAAACAUAUGAAAGGAUAAAGAGUCUAAGGUACACUUUAAAGAUAGAAAGCACUUAUUUUAUAUUGUAUAAUGUUUAUGUAUGCUAAAAGCUGGAAAGCUCAAACACUAGACAUAAGCUUUCUUUUAAACAUUUUCUUAAAAAAACAUCUAAAAUGGAUAUUUAGACCAAAGAACAAUGAUGGACAAAGUUAGGAAAGAUGAGCUACAAUAGCAAGUUGUUUGACUAUACUAAAUGAAGACAAUUACUAAAGAAGUUAAGAUUCAGUGGACAUACGUUCAGGGCAUGUUUUCUUAAAACAACAAAUCUCACCAAGUUCUUAAUGCUUCACAUAUUUCACUCAGUGAGGAAAAUGUAUUGCACUAGAUAUGUUUUCACUUUAUGUUUGAGCCGUGUACACAGAGCAGACACAAAGCACUGGGGAAAAAGGCAGACAUUUUAGAUAUCCGACUCAGUCAAAACUGUUUAACUGAUGGUGAACAAAAACAUUAUUACAGACAAAACAUGCAUCCUAAAUGUAUGCAUGGAUGUAAUACAUUGUUAAAAAAUCUAAAAAAAAUAUUUCAUCACCUGACUAGCAAGCAAAUGGCUGUAUUUUGGAGGUCUAACUUCUCUAAUUUAAAACAGUUCACGCGCUAUAUUAGCAGGAAAUGUAUCAUCUUAAGUAAACUAAUCUCUCAAUAAAAUGAACUUGGUCUGUUUUUUCCACACUGCAACCCCCACCAGGAAAAGCGGAGUGAAAACGGGUGGAUGGAUGUUUUGUCCACUGUAGAAAGUCAUAGCUGUUUUAAGUCAAUAUUGCAGGUUUUUUUUUUUCAUUCCCCGGUUUUUGAGUAAAUUCUGGAAAGGCUGGUUCUACAGACUUCCAAAUGCCAUAAAUGAGGAUUCCAGUUUUCAUGAUUUAAGUAAAGUUUAUGGAAUGAAGUCACAGAAACUAAAACAACUGUCAUUUAGAGGCUGUAUCUUUGAUCAGUAUAUACACUGUACAUGGUUUUGCUAUGAGGUGUUUUAAAAAGUCAGCUUUGUCCACAGCAUGCCUGAUACAGCCAGACCCUAGUUUGGACUGAAUAACUUCAUAACUAUAAGUUCUGGGGAACAAUGUUCCCAUUCAUGUGUGCUUACCUCCUCUAAAUUAAUCAGAGCUCAGCCAUUUAAUCUGAAGGAAUUUUGGCCCAUAGUACAAGAAAUACAUCUGUCUGAAGCAGCAAUUCAGUCAUCUACCAGAGGCUCUAUAAUUGUACUGUAUAUUAACAUCACUGGGGGGGUCAUCACUACAGAGAAAUUCCAGGUGGCAUAACAUGAUUUAAGUGCACUAUUAAAUUAGACUGUUUACACAAUCUGAUUCUGAACUAUAGAUAAACUAGGAGGGCUGACUCCUGAGCACAAAAAAGGAUAUCUGUAGCGUGAGCACAGUACAAUGAUAAGACUGCUGGCAGCCCAUUUGAACACAGUUAAAAUAAGCACACAAAGUAAAGCAAAGGUUAUUCCAUAUGCUUCAGAAAUAAUCUUUAAACUUCUGAUUUACCAUCACAUUUGAAGAAUACAGGUCUUGGUGUUUAUUUCAAAGGAGAAUGUUCAAAGGGACAUACUGUACCAUGGGUACUGUAUUCAGCAAGCGUAGUGUGCAAGUAUAAGUGAAGAUGUGUGGCACUACAACAGUGACAAUGAAUUUUCCACACUAUGUACUGCUGAACUAAAUGUGAGAUACAAGAGAAAUGUCCACAAAAUAUUCUUUUUGGUCUAUGGGGCAUUAGAAUUCAUAACCUUAUAGGAGGGAAAUCAAUAAUGAAUGAAUUUAGUACAUUUCCAAUUAAAUCAAAACAUACCUUUGUCGUCUGAAAUAAUGUUGUAAGCCAAGGAUAACUGAACUGACAUAGCAGAAAGCAGGAAUUUAUCCUUGGAAAAAAUGUUUAAAGAACUUCCUAUAUUAGAGACAAUAUGCAUACUAUGUUUCCAGGCUAGGUAGGCUCCUCUCUGUGCUUCUGAUGUUGGGCAGGCUUGCC